Armigeres subalbatus is the source of this 1157-nucleotide messenger RNA. It is a transcript of the gene hkb, whose product is annotated as zinc finger protein mnm-2. The coding region runs from base 124 to 948 and encodes 274 amino acids. Gene Ontology annotation, biological process: regulation of transcription by RNA polymerase II. The record is from RefSeq and is a predicted model, not a curated record. The transcript is spliced from 2 exons. Gene Ontology annotation, molecular function: RNA polymerase II cis-regulatory region sequence-specific DNA binding; DNA-binding transcription factor activity, RNA polymerase II-specific. Lineage: Eukaryota; Metazoa; Arthropoda; Insecta; Diptera; Culicidae.
GUGCAAAGAGUAAACAACGCUCUGUGAUUUUGGAAAUCGUGUUUUGCUUAUUUUGAAAACGUGCGCGCAUAAACAACCGUUGACGUUUCGACUGAUCUUCUCGAGGGUGGAUUAUUACAAAUCAUGUCUGUUAAAACGAUUGCACCACCGCAAACUUACUCGCGGCUGUUCCGACCUUGGGAUGGUGCCGCGAAUAAACUAGGAUCAAGUCCUAGUAAAUCCAGUGAUUGUGGCAGUGAAGAAAUGAUUAAAAGUGAACCUUACGAACUAAGUGUUAGCUCUCGCUUGGAUAUGGAAAGUCCUGUGUCUUCUGAACCCAAGUCACCGGCGUUCAGCCCUAUGAAGUUACCGCUACCAGAAACUCCCGAAUUGGAUAUGGGAGCCGCUUUCCUUGGACAUCCUGCGGAUUUGGCUUCUUAUUAUUACUACUACAGUCAGCAGAAGCUCGGAGUUGAUUUGCUUCCACCAGGGUUCAACUUUUCCGGAUUACCAAUCGAUCCGUUGACGUACGAACAAAUGGAACAGGAAUACUUCCGAGUGCUCAGUGAAGAUGCGAAAGCCAAAUUGCUCAGCAGUCGCAAACAGCGACCGAAAAAGUUCAAGUGCCCCCAUUGCGAUGUUGCCUUCUCGAACAAUGGCCAACUGAAAGGUCACAUCCGCAUUCACACUGGAGAACGUCCGUUCAAGUGUGACGACCUCGGCUGCGGCAAGACCUUCACCCGUAACGAAGAGCUGACCCGGCACAAGCGAAUCCACACGGGAAUCCGGCCCUACGCCUGUCAAACUUGCGGAAAGAAGUUUGGCCGUCGGGAUCACCUGAAGAAGCACACCAAAACCCACAUGCCUCAGGAGCGGUACACGUACGGGUUGGCUCCGGUGCCGGCGGCCAUGCUGAUGCCAAUGUACUCGGCGGCGGCGGCCGCUGCGACACAUUUGUACGGUUACUGAUGAGAUGUGCGAAUGUGUUAGCAGGGCGCGGAAAUUGUUAUAAGUGAUAUGUUGGGACCAGUGAAUAUAUUAGGCUUAGUUGGGGAAAGGGUUUGGACUAUUUUUGAGAGAUGAAUUUAUGACUGAAAACAAUAUUUUGUGUAAAAAUGAACACUUGGAUAGUUUUAUAGUAUUUUAUGACGAAAAUAUAAAAACCAAAUAGUAAAAAA